Haliotis rufescens (red abalone) is the source of this 2299-nucleotide messenger RNA. RefSeq names its product mucin-3A-like. The transcript is spliced from 4 exons. The record is from RefSeq and is a predicted model, not a curated record. The coding region runs from base 47 to 2101 and encodes 684 amino acids. Lineage: Eukaryota; Metazoa; Mollusca; Gastropoda; Lepetellida; Haliotidae.
AGCGUCGUGAGUAGUCUUCUCAGUCUCAUCCAGCGAAAUCCUAAUAAUGUUGUCGCCUGUUUGGGCACAUGUUAUGCUUUCUGUGCUUCAGUGUCACAGCGUCUUGUGUUACAGCAACGCAAAGCGCGCAUGGCAGCUUGGGGAUAAGGCCGGGGCUCAUGAACAGUCGUCAGUUGAUGCCAUAUACCCUCAACUAACCGACCCCAUAAAGGUUGGGUCCGGCCAUACCUCGCUGGACUAUAAAGCUUUCAGUUUUGAUGGACUAACUGAUUACGUUCGGGUCGGCAUGAGUAACAACGACCAGUUUAAAAUAUUCUCUUUAUUCAUGCUUGUAUAUCCUACCACAACCUCAGGAACACUCGCGCAUUACAAAUACAGUUCAGGGGGACAGGAUGGAAUUGACGAGAUUGUUAUCAGCAUUAACAGUGGUGCGGUCACAUUUCAAACGACUUAUAACAGUCACAACUGGACUUUCAUUCACCCCACAGCAAUCACUGUGAAUGCGUGGCACUCUGUUGUAUUCAAGAGGGAUAUGGACAGUGGGACGGUUGCUCUGGACCUUGAUGGUGAACUCAGCACAAACAGUGCUGCUGUUAAAGAUACGGUUGAAUAUCUUGGCACCCCAGGGGAAUUGUGGCUGGGGCGAGACAUUAACAGUAGUAACUUCUUCACAGGUAAAAUGACCUGUGUGUUGUUCUAUGACUUCGUGUUUAAAAAUAGUGAGAAACCAGAAGCCUACGAUGAGUGCAAUGGACUUACCCAAUCACCAGGGCCCAGUGACAUCAUCGAUGUCGACACUCUGAUUGAAACUACGACCACAACUACAACAACUACAACUACGACCACAACUACAACUACAACUACGACCACAACGCCUAAAUCUACUACUACAAUCCCUACAACAACCUCAACUACAACUCCGACAACAACUACAACUACGACCACAACUACAACUACGACCACAACGCCUACAACUACGACCACAACGCCUACAACUACGACCACAACGCCUACAUCUACUACUACAAUCCCUACAACAACCUCAACUACAACUCCGACAACAACUCUAACCCCUUCAACAACCACAACUACGACUACAACACCUACAACUACAACUGUAACUACGACUAGUAUCCAAGUCGUCCACCAACCAGUCACACUGUGGCGACUGGACAACACAACAUUUGGUUACAGCAUAAGUGGGACAGCACCAAAAUACCCUCUUCAGUCCGAGUGUGCCAGACUCGCUGAUGGCUGUCCCGAGAUCCCUUCCCGACAUUCUCUGAUGCUUGAUGGUGCUUCUGUCUCCUACUUAGACCUGAACGUGACGUUUGGGAUCAUGCAGAGCGAUUUCCAGAUCGCCCUCUUUGUAAAGCCGGGCAUCCCGUCUUCAGGAACAAUACUACACUACAGAUACACUGGGACUGAAGCUGGCAUUGGAGAUCUGAAGCUGACUGUGAGAUCGUCAAACGUGACCCUAACAUUAUGUGAUUCUUCUUCGUGUUGUGACUCUCUGGAUCACACGGUCGCUCUAACUGCAGAUGUGUGGCACUUUGUCAUCAUUGAAAGCAAUGUUAGUAACAUUGGAAUUGUCAUUGGUGCCUCGUAUGUGACACGUGUUUCCACGUGCGUCAGGGGAUCCCCUGGCACAGCAGAGCCAGGACGCCUCCGUGUGGGCCAAGCUUUAAAUGUACAAGACAGUCUCCGUGGCAGUAUCACGUGCUUGGCAGUGUACGAUUAUAUAUCCAGUGGAGCAGACAGAAAAUUGAGCCAUAUUUCAUUCUGUCAAAAUCUCCUUCCGUCCCAGUCUAUAUUUGAUACCGAAGUAUGCUUACAGACACCCACCAUGCGGCAUAAAUAUUAUUCUCUGGAGCAGACAAAUGUCGAACCGGAUGUAAAUGUGUCAGCCAUCAUGACGUCAUCAACUACCAGUUUACGACAGUGCGGGAGUCUUUGUAUUGCGACACAAUACUGUCUCGCUUUUACACUAACCGGCUUUUCACAUCAGAGACAGUGCAAGUUGUAUGAUUAUGUAACACGAGACGACGGGCUUUGCACCAAAACUAAUUUGAAGUACUAUGUUAUCAGAUAUAUAGAUUAAGACAAUAACGGAGACACAUAAUAUGAUUUGAAGGCUAGCAGGUGGGAAACCUGUUUCACUUUGAACAAAUUGCAACAGAAUUUAUGUCACCACAAUGAAUUCUACACGGUCCCUAGAACAACAUACUAAAAGUCCCAAGCAAUCCUAGUUUGAGAAAUAUAUCUAAUUUGCAUAAUUCACUAUGGCAACCAAUAAUGA